Messenger RNA from Suillus clintonianus, 1031 nucleotides. RefSeq names its product proteasome activator pa28 REG alpha beta subunit. The record is from RefSeq and is a predicted model, not a curated record. Bases 1 to 753 code for a protein of 250 amino acids. Gene Ontology annotation, cellular component: nucleoplasm; cytoplasm; proteasome activator complex. The transcript has 8 exons. Lineage: Eukaryota; Fungi; Basidiomycota; Agaricomycetes; Boletales; Suillaceae. Gene Ontology annotation, biological process: regulation of G1/S transition of mitotic cell cycle; positive regulation of endopeptidase activity; regulation of proteasomal protein catabolic process. Gene Ontology annotation, molecular function: endopeptidase activator activity.
AUGUCCAUGAGCAAAGAGGUUGCCAAAAGUAUUGAGGACUUCCGUGCAAACGUCGCGGAGACUGCAGAAGGCAUCGUCUUUCGUGUGUUUCCAGACAAGUCCACGCAAGCCGAAGAUUCACCCUACCAAAUAUCUCGAGCGGACGCGUCCACAGACGCUACCAUCCACCCUCCGCCAUCAUCAGCAGAAAUAAAUGGUCCAUCAUCUAACAAGCGUAAGCGCAAUGAAGAUGGAAGUGCUUCACUCGCCCACAUGAACGAGACCGUCAACGCAAGAUACCCAGAGCUUGUGCACGCCAACAAACUCAUUUCAAAGCUGCAUGAGACGAUCAAAUUAGAGUGUGCACAGUUAUCUGACUCUUGUGACAAAGUCAAAUUAUGGGUGAACCUGACCAUGCCAAAGUGUAUCUCGUUUAUGGCGCUGAAACUGAAAUCGUCUGACACCCAAGGUGUUCAAAUCCAAGAGGAGGUUCUUAGCGAACUUCUCAGGUCGCAGGAGAGUGCAUACAACAUACGUGAUGGUGCUCGCCAACAUCAUUUGGCAAGAGCAAAGAUUUGCUCCAAACUCAUCAAGUACCCCAACAUAGAAGAUUACACACUGGGUUUGAAAGAACAUGAUGAGAAGCAGUUUUUCUUUACUCGCCAGAACCUCAUAGACAUUCGCAAUGUCUACGCUGUCCUGACUGACAUUUUGCACAAAAAUAUUGCCAAGAUUCGGGCACCCAAGGGAAACAAUCGUGCCGGGCUAUACUGAUGCAUAUACGUUCUGGGACCAGUUUCAGUACUCUUACCGUAUCCAUACUGAUAAUUACACAAAGUGGUUACCAUCUCGGUUGAUGCGUCCCUCAUGAUAACCAGUGACGUCUAUUACAUUCCAGGUAUAUAACUUCUGAAAGUUCUACUUUUCUGGCAACAAGGGCCUCCGGCGCACGACUACACUGAUAUCGUUUUGAAGAUGUUGAAUCCAUCAAGUGCAGUACUUAGAACUGCGCCUGGAAUCUGUGGGUGCCAGUGAACUUCCUUCACAUCCUU